Molecule: messenger RNA, 3941 nt
Organism: Jaculus jaculus (lesser Egyptian jerboa)
Lineage: Eukaryota; Metazoa; Chordata; Mammalia; Rodentia; Dipodidae
Gene: Pik3r1
Product: phosphoinositide-3-kinase regulatory subunit 1
Exons: 16
Coding region: 557-2731 (724 amino acids)
Biological process (GO): insulin receptor signaling pathway; phosphatidylinositol phosphate biosynthetic process
Cellular component (GO): phosphatidylinositol 3-kinase complex
Molecular function (GO): 1-phosphatidylinositol-3-kinase regulator activity; protein binding
Source: RefSeq, a predicted model, not a curated record
GGCUUCCCCCGGGCAGACGUGGGAGCUGCCGCGGACGGGCGAAGGGCCGGCGGGUGGCGGCUGCUUGCGAGAGACCGCGUCGGAGGCGAGCGCACCGGGUCCUCGCCGAGCCGGGAAGCCCGGCCGCCCGAGGAGGUGAAGCUGCGUGUGGACAGCGGCAGCGAGAGCAGACGACAGAUGGACGGUGUGACGGGAGCGUCAGAGAGGAUUGGGCCUCGCCGGGAGGGUCAGCCCCGAGUCAAGGUGUUGACAAGUUGCUGAAAAGGAAGCCAGGGAAGGGUGGGGGCGGGGAGAACGACUGUGGCCCGCAGAGGGAGUGGAGCACCCCCGCCUUCAGUGACACCAUUGAUGGAGGACAGAUGGAGGACAGCCGGAUGGCCAGCCACCUCUCCUCUUAAACCUUCGGAGAGUGCUCCUUUGUCCUCUCCUGGACGUCUGUCGGGGAUUUUAACGCACGCCCUGACUUCGCUUCCCGUUGAGACGUGAAAUAAGACUGCAGCGUCCGAAGCAGGCCCCCCCCCCAACCCCCAGAUCGCAUGGUGACAGGUGAGCCAGCAUGAGUACGGAAGGGUACCGCUACCGAGCACUGUAUGAGUACAAGAAGGAGCGGGAAAACGACAUUGACCUGCACCCGGGCGACAUCCUCACCGUCAAUAAAGGGUCCUUGGUGGCCAUCGGAUCCAGCGAGGGGCAAGAAGCCCGGCCCGAGCAGAUCGGCUGGCUCACCGGCUACAAUGAAACCACGGGGGCAAGGGGAGACUUCCCGGGAACUUACGUCGAGUAUAUUGGAAGGAAGAAAAUCUCGCCCCCCACCCCAAAGCCCCGGCCACCCCGACCUCUUCCCGUCGCCCCGGGUUCUUCCAAAACCGAAGCGGACGCCGAGCAGCCAGCUUUGACCCUUCCUGAUCUGGCCGAGCAGUUCGCCCCUCCUGACGUCGCCCCGCCUCUCCUUAUCAAGCUCCUGGAAACCCUUGAAAAGAAAGGACUGGAAUGUUCGACUCUCUACCGGACCCCGAGCGCCAGCAACCCUGCUGACUUACGACAGCUUCUUGAUUGCGAUGCUGCCUCGGUGGACUUUGAAAUGGUGGAUGUCCAGGUGCUAGCCGACGCCUUCAAACGCUAUCUCCUGGACCUACCACAUCCCGUCAUUCCAGUAGCUGUUCACAGCGAGAUGGUUUCCUUAGCCCAAGAGAUACAAAGCCCCGAAGACCAAAUCCAGCUGUUGAAGAAGCUAAUUAGGUCGCCUAAUAUACCUCACCAGUAUUGGCUUACGCUUCAGUAUUUGCUAAAACAUUUCUUCAAGCUUUCUCAAGCCUCCAGCAAAAAUCUCUUGAGUGCAAGAGUGCUCUCUGAAAUUUUCAGCCCCCUGCUUUUCAGAGUCCCAGCUGCCAGCUCGGAUAAUACUGAGUUCCUCGUGAAGGUUGUAGAAACCUUAAUCUCAAGUGAAUGGAAUGAACGACAGCCAGCACCAGCACUGCCCCCUAAGCCGCCCAAGCCCACUACCGUAGGCAACAGCAGCAUGAACAACAGUAUGUCCUUACAGGAUGCUGAGUGGUACUGGGGAGAUAUCUCGAGGGAAGAAGUGAAUGAGAAGCUUCGAGAUACAGCUGAUGGCACCUUUCUGGUACGAGAUGCAUCUACGAAAAUGCACGGUGAUUAUACUCUUACACUGAGGAAAGGAGGAAAUAACAAAUUAAUUAAAAUAUUUCACCGAGAUGGGAAAUACGGCUUCUCAGACCCAUUAACCUUCAACUCUGUGGUUGAGCUAAUAAACCACUACCGGAAUGAGUCGCUGGCCCAGUACAACCCCAAACUGGAUGUGAGGUUACUUUACCCAGUGUCCAAAUACCAACAGGAUCAGGUUGUCAAAGAAGAUAAUAUUGAAGCUGUAGGGAAAAAAUUACAUGAAUAUAACACUCAAUUUCAAGAAAAAAGUCGGGAGUAUGACAGAUUAUAUGAAGAAUAUACUCGCACUUCCCAGGAAAUCCAAAUGAAAAGAACAGCUAUUGAAGCCUUUAAUGAAACCAUAAAGAUAUUUGAAGAGCAGUGCCAAACCCAGGAGCGGUACAGCAAGGAAUACAUCGAGAAGUUUAAGCGCGAAGGCAAUGAGAAGGAAAUUCAAAGGAUCAUGCAUAACUAUGAUAAGCUGAAGUCCCGCAUCAGCGAGAUCAUUGACAGCAGGAGGAGGCUGGAGGAAGACCUGAAGAAGCAAGCGGCUGAGUAUCGGGAGAUUGACAAGCGCAUGAACAGCAUCAAGCCCGACCUCAUUCAGCUGAGGAAGACGCGAGACCAGUACUUGAUGUGGUUGACUCAAAAAGGUGUCCGGCAAAAGAAGCUGAACGAGUGGUUGGGAAACGAAAACAUGGAAGACCAGUACUCCCUGGCGGAAGAUGACGACGACCUGCCGCACCAGGACGAAAAGACGUGGAACGUGGGCAGCAGCAACCGGAACCGCGCCGAGAGCCUGCUCCGGGGGAGGCGGGACGGCACCUUCCUCGUGCGGGAGAGCAGCAAGCCGGGCUGCUACGCCUGCUCCGUGGUGGUGGACGGCGAGGUCAAGCACUGCGUCAUCAACAAGACGGCGACGGGCUACGGCUUCGCGGAGCCGUACAACCUGUACGGCUCCCUGAAGGAGCUUGUGCUGCAUUACCAGCACACCUCCCUGGUCCAGCACAACGACUCCCUCAACGUCACGCUCGCAUACCCCGUAUAUGCACAGCAGAGGCGAUGAGCGCUGCCUGGGAUCCGGUUCCUGACCUUCAACCGCCCGAGGCCUCUGGCAAGCAAAAGGCUCCUCCAGGCGCCCUGUGAACUGAGCUGCGGGCGCCAGGCCGGCUUGUCUGCACACGGGACUAGUAGAGCUUUCUUGAACAAAAAAAGAAGUCAAGUCGGGGAAGACACGCAGCCUAGGGCUGCCGGAUGACUAGACAGCUUCUCGUCAGCUGCUCCCCCACCCCCUUUUCUCCCCCCUGUUCCUUUUCUGUUUUAAUUUAAAGCCACCACACACAACCGACACGGAACAAGAAAAGCAGGGACAAGGAGGCCUCUACCAUGGUGCUUGUUCAUGCUUUCUAAAGCUUUACCAGCUCAAAGCCGGGACUUUGGGAACCAGAAGGCAGACAGGGCUGAGUGGCCCCCCCUGCGCCUGGAGAGUCGGGCCGGCCCGGGGCGUCGCAGGGCGGGCUGGACCCAGGCACGUCGCCCUGCGGGCCAUUUCAUUUGCUAGCGGAGGGACCUGCGGCGCCGGGAGGCGCGUCCGCACGCGGGAUGCUGCGGGAGAACAUUCGCCCGGGUUCGUUCGGAGGAAAAGGCGCGCCGUCGGCAAAAGCCGCCCGGAAAGCGUUUUCGUCUCAAGUGGUCAAGUCAGAUCCGCAGAACUCACUCGCCAGCGGAAGAAACCCGGAGUGUGGGCAACAGAACUGAAAACGACAUUCAGUAUAUAAAAAAUCUGUACAUAACAUUGGAUGACUAACUAUCAGAUAGGUGGAUUUGUAUCUAUACCAAAUAGCUCUUUUGUUUUGCUAAGGCUACAAUGCACAGCGCUAUGCAAUUCUUAAUUUUCAUUCAGUUGUUGUUGGUUUGAAUAAGCUCUCCUCACCCCCACUUUUUGUUGCUUGAAGAUACUGUCCUUGUUUGUUUGUUUGUUGUUGUUGUUGUUUUUGGUUAAUAUUCAUUUUGUUAUUCUUACCUUUUUUUUUUUUUUUAAAGAGAUGUACAGAACGCCAGCAAAGAAAAUGGCUUCAGAAUUAAAACUAUGAAAUAUUUUACAGUUUUUCUUGUACAGAGUACUUGGCUACUAGCCCAAGGUUAAAAAGUUCAUAACAGAUUUUUUUUUUUUUUUUGGACUAAAUGUUGGGCCGUGCCUGAUAAGCUUCGAAGCUGCUUUAUUCAAUAAAAAAAAAAAGAAAGAAAAAAGAAAGAUAUAUGAAUAUGACACAGUA